Entrophospora candida is the source of this 840-nucleotide messenger RNA. The record is from the annotation of a GenBank genome assembly. Lineage: Eukaryota; Fungi; Glomeromycota; Glomeromycetes; Entrophosporales; Entrophosporaceae.
AUGUUAACUGGUACUCGACUUUCUUAUACUUCUCCUUCACUGACACCACCACCUCCUACACCUCCAGGUCCACCUGAAGAUCCUUUACCAAAACCACCGCCCUUUAUAAACUCACCAAUUGAAAAUUUACCCCCACCUGAUAAAACUGGAUCUUCAAUUAAUUUUCCUUGGCUUUAUAAUGAUCAACCACCUAGAAUAAUACAAUAUCCAUAUCAUACGGCAGAAUUUAAAAGAAUUUUAUUAGCAAAUCUUUUACCUUUAGAGUUACAACAUAAAUUAUGUAAAUGGUUCGUUAUAAGAUUUCUAAGACGAUUACUACCAGAAACUUAUUUUCCUGACGAAUUCAUGUUAGGCGCAUCGUUAGCCGUACAACAGAUAUGUGCAUCACUUUCAAGUCCAUCUAAUCGGGAACAAUUAGAAAAUAUGUUUACUCCAAGAUUAUAUAAUCGCUAUAUUACUGAACUUGAUAAAUUAUCAACCGAGAAAUCCACAAUAAAAAUAAAAUUAUCAAAAAUUUAUAAUUUAAAUAUACGUGAUAUUUGGUUAAACACUGGAGCUUCAGAAUUAUAUUCAGAUAAUAACAAAAAUAAAAAUAAAGACGAUGGUUUUAUUUUUGAAUGGAUGACAAUUAAAUUAGGUGUCAAACAAUCAUCAUCAAAAGAUGAAAACACUAAUACAUCAUCACCAUCGACAACAUUUAAUGAAGCAAGACUUAGAACAUUAAAAAGUGUUGAAGAAGGAAUAAGAUUUAAGGUGGAUGUAGAAGUAGAUGCUGAUGUUGAUUAUAUUUUAAAAACAAAAGAUAACGUAGACUUGAUAAAUGAUCAAUCAAGAAGAAUU